This is a messenger RNA of Drosophila montana, 1672 nucleotides long. Its product is annotated as putative inorganic phosphate cotransporter. Bases 113 to 1537 code for a protein of 474 amino acids. Gene Ontology annotation, cellular component: plasma membrane. Lineage: Eukaryota; Metazoa; Arthropoda; Insecta; Diptera; Drosophilidae. Gene Ontology annotation, molecular function: transmembrane transporter activity. The transcript has 6 exons. The record is from RefSeq and is a predicted model, not a curated record. Gene Ontology annotation, biological process: transmembrane transport; monoatomic anion transport.
UUCAUAACUUUAUUUUCUAUCUGCCAGCAAGCAUGUUUACAAUUUUCUGUUAAAAGCAAAAAAAAAAAUUUUCAAUUGCGCAAAAAGCUGCAGUUAUAUUUAACAUCAAAUUAUGGAGGCGGAUAAAAGACCCGCAUGGGGACAGAAAUGCGGCAAAGGUUGUCUACUCCCUCUGCGCAUUGUCGUUACCAUAAUGGGUUUCUUGGCGCUAAUCUGCGCUUAUACGAAUCGUGUAUCAAUGUCGCAUGUUAUCACAAAGCUGGUUGUACCCAAAAAUCGAACGGAAACAAAUUCCGGCGUGUGUCCGCCGGAGGAGGUGUCCAAGCAAACCACACAAAACGUAGGCACUUACGAAUGGUCUGAGCAGGUACAGGGAUUAGUUCUGGGUAGCUUCUACAUCGGCUACCUCAUCACUCAUCUGCCCGGAGGCAUAUUGGCGGACGAGCUUGGAGCAAAGUGGGUCUUGGGCAUCAGCUUACUAGUCUCCGCUCUGAGCACUGCUUUUUCCCCGAUUGCUAUUCAAUAUGGCCACGAAUGGGGAUUGAUGGCAAUCCGUAUUAUAAUGGGCGCCGCACAAGGACCCAUUUUCCCUGCUCUUACUACGCUCCUUUCGCAUUGGGUACCCGCCAAAGAGCGGGCCACAUUGGGAACCUUCUGUUACAGCGGAGUUACCGCCGGUACUGUGAUUAGCAACAUUUGCUCUGGAUUAAUGCUUUACAGCUUUCAUUGGUCGGUGGCUCUCUAUGUUUUUGGCGGCAUAACUAUUCUCUGGUUUCUUUUCUUUAUAUUGCUAUGCACUAGUUCCCCCUCCGGACAUCCAUGCAUCAAACCUAAGGAGAUGAGUUACCUGGAGGAUCUUAUACCAAAGAAAGCUGAUAAGUUGCCAAUACCCUGGAAAGAAAUGAUGCUUAGCAAGGCCAUGCUCGCUGUGAUCAUCAGCCAAAUAGGUCAUGACUGGGGAUACUAUGUGAUGAUAUCCUGCCUACCCAAGUACAUGGCCGAUGUACUUCGGUUUUCCAUACGCUCCAACGGCAUCAUGACCUCCUUACCCUUUCUUGCGAUGUGGAUUAGCUCACUUUUGUGUGGCUUUCUGGCCGAUUGGCUAAUAAGAUCAGGCAAAAUCUCAAUAAAUCUUGAAAGAAAGCUGUUUACGUUGAUUGGCGCCCUUGUUCCGGGACUGUUCAUGGUCAUAGCCUCGUAUGCCGGAUGCAAUAAGACCUUGGUUGUGGUGUUUUUUACCCUAUCGCUGUUCACCAUGGGUCCGUACUAUGCUGGCCAGAAGCUGACGCCUAUGGACAUGUCACCUAGUUUUUCGGGCACUAUUAUGGCCAUCUCUAAUGGGCUUGGCUCAUUUGCUGGCCUGUUUUCACCAUAUAUUGUUGGUGUUAUGACACCUAACGCUACAAUGAAUGAAUGGCGUUGGGUAUUCUGGUUGGGGCUUGUUAUUUUGGUUGUUUCUGCCAUCAUAUUUUGGAUCUGGGGCUCGGCUGAAGUGCAGCCCUACGAUCCAAGGGCCGGAGAAAAAAAGGAGGGAUAGGCACCUGUGCUACAUCGUCUAUAUUAAAAUCAUAUAAUUUUUCGGCAUUUACAUUUGACUUGGCAUUACUAAUGCGUAAAUUAGUUUUUAAAAUUAUAAGAAUAAAAUAAAAAAGAGCUUGAGUCUUUAAAUCAA